CAUGAGUUCUAGUAAAGUGAUCGUGUGCCUCGUUGGACUAGUACUACUACAACAGCUGGUUUCCGCGUAUCCGUACGCAAACAGUUAUCCCUACAGUACGGCCAUCGUAACGGAAACUAAACUGGUUAAGGGUGGUUCGGGUAAGACAACGAGUCAGGGAGGAAAGGAUUUGCGCGAUUUUAAUCGGGAUCAUGUGUUCGACGAGGGUGGUAAGAUCAACUCGGCAGCGGAUGCCGUUCGGUAUCAUGCGUUGGAUAAUCAGCUGAACGGUCACAGGAUCACCGAUUCUUCCAAGGGUGGUUCGGUGGAUAAGGUGAAGCAGUUGGCUGGGGAGAACUUCGAGAUGGAUAAGUCGCACAAUCGGAAACAGGUGAAAUCCGGCUUUUCAAACUCUUAUCAUAAAGAUGAGAAUGGAAGUAAGACUUCCUACUACGAGGAUUCGGAUGAUCGCGGCGGUAAACAGGUGUUCGAUAACAGACAAAACUUGAGAAACAAUUACAACGAUCAACUGUACGGUAAGGAGCUACGAAAUGAUCAUCUUCGAGAUCGGUACGAUGAUCGCUACGGUGGAACUGAACUCCGUGGAAUUCGUGACUACCACCAUCAAACGACAGCUGAUCGAGGCAAUCUCCAGGACUACCGUGACGAUUUUCGUGAUGAUCAUGAUCAUCAGCUCGGUUCGUACGGGGCUGAGUUCUAUCCCGGACUACCUCCAAUGAUUCCGGUUCGCAAUUCGGACGAUCUGUUCCAGCGGCAUAGUUACUACGAACCGCGGCCAAUGUUUACAACGGGGCCGCAUCGUUCGCCACCCAUCACAGUGUAUGAUGAUCCCAGGGAGUACGAUUACGAUCAUCAUCAUCGGUACCAGCAUCAUCCACAGGUCAACCGAAGGGACGGGGGAUUGUUUCGUCGAUUCGACGAUGAUCUGGCCGAUCGGACUAGGAUUAUUUUUAGACCUAGUCCGUUGCUGAACUAUAGGCGAUAUUAAAUAUUUGGCACAAUGCUCAAAGUUGAAGAGAAAAUCAAAUUUAUUUAAG
Topomyia yanbarensis is the source of this 1037-nucleotide messenger RNA. RefSeq lists its product as uncharacterized. The transcript has 2 exons. NCBI's taxonomy places the organism in Eukaryota, Metazoa, Arthropoda, Insecta, Diptera, Culicidae. The record is from RefSeq and is a predicted model, not a curated record. The coding region runs from base 2 to 988 and encodes 328 amino acids.